This is a messenger RNA of Cervus elaphus (red deer), 3594 nucleotides long. Its product is annotated as up-regulator of cell proliferation. Lineage: Eukaryota; Metazoa; Chordata; Mammalia; Artiodactyla; Cervidae. The record is from RefSeq and is a predicted model, not a curated record. Gene Ontology annotation, molecular function: GTP binding. The transcript is spliced from 5 exons. The coding region runs from base 142 to 2910 and encodes 922 amino acids.
CUGACCCCGGGCCCUCCCCGCCGUCCCCGCCGUCCCCGCCGCCUGCUGGUGGAGUCGGGCCGGAGAGAGGCCCCUCCCCGGCGGAGCGGCUCGGCGCGGAGGAAGCACAGGCGGCGACAGCGCCGAGGCCUCGUCGCGCUCAUGGCGUCGUCCGGAUACUCAGAUUUGGGAGAAGUAACUUCAGAAAUAAAAGCUUCUGAGAGACGAACAGCUGUGGCCAUUGCAGAUUUGGAAUGGAGAGAAAUGGAAGGAGAUGACUGCGAAUUUCAUUAUGGAGAGGGUCCAAAUGAAGCUCAGGAUAGUGACUUUCCAAUAGAGGAGAGGAGCAGACUACAAGAAAUGCUGUUUCUUUUGGGACUAGAGACAUACCAAACACAGAAACUCAGCCUCCAGGACGCCUUACAGAUCAGCAGUGACAGCAUGAAGAACUGGGCUCCUCAGACUCCCAAAGACUUGCCCUGGAAUUUUCUCAGGAAGCUGCAGGCCCUCAAUGCUGAAGCCAGGAAUACCACCAUGGUCCUGGACCUUCCCCUGGACACCAGGCCUGUGGAGAAGGAGAGCCAAAUGGAAGAGGAGAUCAUCUACUGGGACACGGCCGAGGACAUCUCAGCAGACAUCUAUUCCUUCUCCGAGCUGCCAACACCUGACACACCUGUGAAUCCCUUGGACCUUCUCUGUGCCCUUCUGCUUUCCUCUGAUAGUUUCCUGCAACAAGAAAUUGUGUCAAAAAUGUCUCUCUGCCAGUUUGCACUCCCUCUUAUUUUGCCUGACCCAGAAAACCACUACCACACAUUUCUGCUGUGGGCCAUGAGGGGGACUGUGCGGACAUGGGGGUCACAGCCCCCAAGGGUGGUGGGCAGCUUCAGAGAAGACAGCAUGGUCCUGUCCCGAGCACCUGCCUUUGCCUUUGUGCGCAUGGAGGUCAGCAGCAACUCCAAAUCCCAGCUUCUCAACGACGUGCUCAGCCCCAGUCACAGGCAGCAGGACUGUUUCUGGCAUCGGGAUCUGAACUUGGGCACCAACCCUCGGGAGAUAGCAGAUGGGCUGGUAGAAAUUUCCUGGUUUCUGCCCAGUGGCAGGGAGGACUUGGACAUUUUCCCAGAGCCCAUGGCCUUCCUAAACUUGAGAGGUGACAUUGGGUCUCACUGGCUGCAGUUCAAGCUCUUGACAGAAAUCUCCUCGGCCAUAUUCAUCUUGACUGACAACAUCAGUAAGAAGGAAUACAAAUUGCUGUCUUCCAUGAAGGGGUCGGCCACAAAAUACUACUUCAUCCUGAGUCCCUACCGUGGGAAGCGAAACACAAACCUGAGAUUUCUGAACAGGUUAAUUCCCGUGCUGAAGAUGGAUCACUCACACGUCCUCGUGAAGGUCAGCAGCACAGACAGUGUGGGCUUCGUGCGUAGGGUCCGCGCCAUUGUUGCACAUGUGACCCGGUCCCCCUGCAGGAGGGUGUCCGUGGAGGACAUGGCGAACGCAGCCCGCAAGCUGGGGCUGAAGGUCGAUGAGGACUGUGAGGAGUGUCAGCGGGCCAAGGACCGGAUGGAGCGGAUCACCAGGAAAAUCAAGGACUUGGACGCCUACCGCAGGGACGAGCUGCGGCUACAGGGGGAACUUUGGAGAAAGGCGGCCCAGGUGGAGAAGGAGCUCUGCCAGAUUCAGUGGGCCAGCGACCCUCCUGAGAAGUACAGGGCUGAGCUGAGGCAUCGGUUACUGGAACUUCGAAUGCAGCAGAAUGACCAUGACCCUUCCUGGGGGGUCCAGGAGUUCAUCUCGGGCAUCAGCAGCCCCUCCCUGGGGGAGAAGCAGUACUUCCUGAAAUGGAUGGAGUGGGGACUGGCCCGGGUGGCCCAGCCAAGGCCAAGACCAUCUCCAGAGAUGAUUUUUACCCUGAGACCAAAGCACUGUGGGGCCGUGGACUUCAGUGAGCCGUUCUGGCCUGAGCCCCUGGGGGUGGAGCAUUUCCUGCGGGAGAUGGGACAGUUUUACGAGGCCGAAAGCUGCCUUGUGGAGGCAGGGAAGCUGCCAGCAGGGCAGAGGCGGUUUGCCCACUUCCCAGGCUUGGCCUUGGAGCUGCUGCUGAAGGGGCUUCCCCUGGAGCUGAUCGAUGGGAACACCCUGAGCCCCCCCUUGCGCUGGGUCACAGGGCUCCUGAAGGAGCUACACGUCCGCCUGGAGAGGAGGUCGCGCCUGGUCGUCCUGUCAGCACUUGGCAUGCCAGGCACGGGCAAGUCCACCCUUCUCAAUACCAUGUUCGGGCUGCGGUUUGUCACAGGAAGGGGCCGUGGUCCUCGAGGGGCCUUCAUGCAGCUCAUUAAGGUGGCCGAGAGCUUUAGCCAGGACCUGGGCUGUGAUCACAUCCUGGUAAUAGACUCUGGGGGCUUGAUAGCUGGAGUCCGGACCGAGGCAGGGGAGAGGUUUGAGCGGGAGGCUUCCCUGGCCACUUUGAUUAUGGGGCUGAGCAAUGUCACUGUGGUCAGUUUAGCUGAAACAAGGAACAUUCCACCAGCUAUUCUGCAUGCAUUUCUGAGGCUGGAAAAAACAGGGCACAUGCCCAACUAUCAGUUUGUAUACCAGAACCUUCAUGAUGUGUCUGCCCUUGGCUCCAAGCCAAGAGAGCGGAGGCAGCUCCUGGACCAGCCCAGUGACGUGGGCAGAGCCACAGUACAAAUGGAGAAACAGGGUGACGGGAUCCAGACGCUGGCUGACCUGGCCUUUUGGGACCCUGAGAAGCAGCACAUUUGGCACAUCCCCGGCCUAUGGCAUGGAGUGCCUCCCAUGGCCGCUGUGAACUUGGCGUACAGUGAAGCCAUUUUUGAACUGAAGCGAUGCCUGCUAGAAAACAUCAGGAAUGGCCUGUCCAACCAAAAUAAAAACAUUCAGCAGCUCAUUGAGCUGGUAAGACGGCUGUGAGUCAUCAAAAGGAAAGUUCAGCUGCCGGAGGCCUGCUCUGGGCAACCUGUCCUGAUGGGCAUGUCCACGUGGGGCUGUGCCCAGCUUCUGAGAGGGGAGAACAGUGGAAACGGGGCUGGGGUCUGGAGUUGCCUACACAGUGUUAGGGAAGGAAGUUACCUCACAGACCAGCUCAGAGAUGCUUUCAGGAGUAUGACAGCCUGGGGCAGGAGCUAUCGACACAAGCAGUAAAGUCUUUGUCUCUGAACUCGGCAGCCCCUGCUGGUUUGCCUUUUGUACCUCUACCCUCUGUCAUUAGCCUCUGGAGCAGAGAGUGGCUCCUGACAACUGCAGCCCAGGCAGACAGUAAUCAGGGUAGGGCCGGGAAGGUGCCCUGAGGACGCAGGUAGGCCUUCCCACUAGGUCGGCAUGGGCGACCCGGUCCUGCCCACUGAGGGGGUGCCCGCUCUGUGCACGCAUGUAUGGACUGCCCCUGCCUCGGGAGGGCUCCUGCUGGUUCUGUUGCGUCCACAGCACUUUGUUCACACCUCCGCCACAACACUCAACACGUGCAGUGUCUCACCUGUGCAGACGUUUGCCUCUCGCCUAGACCUGUGAGCUCCUUGAGAGUACAUGACCCACAUGUGUACCCCCAGAGCCUGACACACUGCAGGCACUUAAUAAAUGUGUGUUGAAUGAAUGAAA